AUGCUGACUGAACCUGAUGGUCUCAUUCUCAAAUUUCGUGCAGGGAGCCAAGACAUUGAAGUGGCAAGAAAAGGGCACGCAGAAAAAGUUGUGAUGCAAUUGAUGGAAGAGCAUCUUCAGAACGGCCACUCAUUGUAUAUGGACAACUAUUACAAUAGCUUCCAUUUGGCAAAGCGUCUUUUAGAAAAUAGAACAUACUGCACUGGAACCUUGCGAAAAGAUUUGAAGGAAAAUCCAAAGGAAGUUUACCAAAAAACACUGAAAAAAGGUGAAAAUAUAUCACGUUUUCAAGAAAGUGUACACAUCGGAAAGUGGAAAGACAAACGCCCAGUGAUGUACAUCACCACAGAAUAUGAAGACAAAAAGGUGCCAGUUGCCAAUAAACGUGGCCAGAUCAGUGAAAAGCCAGAAGCUAUUGCAAAAUAUAAUGAGUUUAUGUCUGGAGUUGUAGACAAGACCAGUUGCUCGCAUUUUAUCCAUGUGAUAGAAAAACACUAUGUUCGUAUCUGA
Molecule: messenger RNA, 510 nt
Organism: Parnassius apollo (apollo)
Lineage: Eukaryota; Metazoa; Arthropoda; Insecta; Lepidoptera; Papilionidae
Source: the annotation of a GenBank genome assembly